AACUCAUUUUCCUGCAAUGAGAACACCGCAAAGAACACAAAGCUGCUUUUCAACAAUUUGAUCGUCUUAACUCUGGAAGAUCUAAUCGACCAUGAAAAUGAAACUUCCAUAACUAAAGCAUUGCCCACCCUAGCAGACAACCUCUCUUUUUCUCUGAAGAAUAAGCCGAAAAAAUACUUGAACUCUCAGUCGAUUUUCAUGCACUCGUGCAUAGCUGGAGACGGUAUUCUCAAUCCCAAGGGUGCAGUCAAAAGUCCUUAGCUGAAAAGGAGAAAAUUAGAGAUUUGGCGGAGACAUCAGUGAAAGAUGAAGAGAGUCUUAAUGUCAGAUACGAAGAACUCAAAAGAAAGGAACAGGAACUGAGGGCACAAUUGGAAGCAGUGCAGAAAGAGACGGCAGGGAUAGCUGAACAAAGGAAUGAAAAAUCCAAGCAGACCAAACACUUGGUUUCUUUGGCAGAAGAGAAAACAGCUAGUAGUACCAAAGAGAAACACAUGAUGAAAAUAGCCACUACCAAGCUGAACAAUUAGUUGAUCAAUGGACUAAAAUACAAUCUUUCGUUAUCUAGAUUUGCUACUAAAAUUCAGUUAGGUUCCGCAAUGUUUGUCACUUAGUAGUACUAAGAAAGAACCUUCAUUCAAGGUCCACAGCUAUGCAAAUGUUUUCUGCAGCAUGUGUCUGUUUCCUUUUUGUUUUAUUUUUCCAUCUUGAGAGAUUGAAAAUGUAGUUAUAGGUUGUAAGAAAAACAUUUGGCUGAAGGUAUUAUUUUCUGUAUAAUUAAGUGAGUUGAUUACUCUUGAGGUCAUUCAGCUAAUAAAAAAUUAUGCGAGGAAGUCACUUUUCUUUGUUUUGUAACAGAAAA
Messenger RNA from Capsicum annuum, 862 nucleotides. RefSeq lists its product as uncharacterized. The record is from RefSeq and is a predicted model, not a curated record. Lineage: Eukaryota; Viridiplantae; Streptophyta; Magnoliopsida; Solanales; Solanaceae.